AUGUCAUUUCCAAAUUUGAUUUCUGGAGGAGCAGAGUGUGGUCCAGUUAACCCAACGACUGGAUUAGUAAAACAUUUAGUACAGGACAAGUCUCUUCAAAAGGAUAGGUUUUUACGAGACCCUACCGGUGAAGGCUCUUCUCGAGGGGUAUUUAGGACGCGCAGAAAAAUACCCCUAGAAGAAAACCAGAUUCCUGACCAAUAUUUUAAUAAUCAAACGCAAAUUGAUGAAGCUUUUCAUUUUGACCAAAUGGGUAAAGAGCUCAAUGCGAUGCAGCACGAGGUGACAACGAUAAAUACUAGUGAUUGGGCAAAUGAAUUUCUAAAGCAAGCAAAUACGAAUCAACCACCUACUCUUCAUAAUCAUGAACAAGAAUAUUUCGAGGAAAUCUAUUCACAGGGUGCUACUGCCCCCACCCAAGUUGAUUGGGCCCAAGAAUUUUCACAAAUUACUCUCCAAUCACACUUAAAUAGCGAAAAUCAAGAGUUAUUACCCGAAGAAGAGGCAGCUUUUGAAAGAGCAUUUGAUGAGGCGAAUAAGGAGUUGGAUGAGCAGUCUAAAUUUAAUAUUGAUGAGGGAACAUCUUGGGCAGCAGAAUUUGAAAAGGAACAAGAGGCCGAAAUGUCAACUGAUGAGUCUAAAACUAAAUUAGCUAUAUCAGCCGGUAAAUUAGUGGAAACAAUAGAAGGCGAGACCAAUCCAAAAUUUAAGAAUUCUGUAUUUUUAAAUUUUAUGAAAAAGCUUCGUGAUCAAGAACUUUCAGUCGAAGGGAACAAAAUUGUUGAACAAAAGACUGCAGUGGCAAUGCCAAAAAAUGGAUGGGUGUCUGAAUUUGAGGCACAGCAACAGCAAAACCUUAAUUGGGCAAAUGAAUUUAAAUUUCAAACGGCAAAUAGUAAUGUAUUCAAGGAACCUUCAAAAGCAAUCUCUGAUCGGGAAACUAACCUGCAAAAAGAACGGAAAAGAUUUGAUGAGGAAUUUGAGAGACAAUGGAAUCAGAAUUCCACUCGACAGCGAAUAUUAAGGUCUAAAGGAUUAAUAGACUGGACAUCUGAAUUUCAACAAACUGAACAAAAUUCUUUAAUGUCGGAUAAACUCGAAAUGAACAACUCCAAUGAAGAAUACGAACGUAAAUGGAAUGAAUAUGCUAAAAGAGAAAACUUUCUUCCACUAUCAAAUUUAAUAAACUUACGAGCUGAGGCUGAAAAAAUGGAAUCUGAAGAGAGAAAAACAAAGAAUGACUCUACGAAAAAUAUUGUAGAUUCAAGUAAUUUGGUCGAAGAGAACUUUAAUGACUUUAAUGUUGCUAAACUUACACAAGAAUCGGGUGAUAUAGGGUGGGACGAAUUACAAAGUGACUGGGAUCGAUACACACCGCAUUAUGCAGGCUAUCAGUAUUCAGACGAAUAUAAGAAUUACAAAUUUCAAUCGAAAAAUCCUUAUCUUCCAACUCCCGAUCAUAUUUUAAAACAAAGUGUACGGCACGGAAGUCUAAAAGAAUCUAUUUUAGCUUUGGAAGCAACUGUUCAAUUGAAACCACUUGAUGCUAAUGCAUGGCAUUUACUUGGAAUUCGGCAACAAGAAAAUGAACAAGAUAUACGUGCAAUUGCUGCUUUACGUAAAGCAGUAUCCUUAAAUCCUAAGCUUUCGGAUGGGUGGAUGGCUCUAGCAGUAUCUUAUACGAAUCAGAAUAUGCGUUCAGAGAUAUACAACUCGUUAGAAUCAUGGCUACGAAAUCAUGAUAAAUAUGCACAAAUAUAUGAACGAGAGCGUGGCAAAGGACCAGUAUUAAACCAGCACAAAUUGAUCACAGAUUCAUUUUUACAAGCUGCAAUUUCUAAUCCUCAGUACAUCGAUGCUGAAGUGCAAAUAGGAUUAGGAGUUUUAUUUUAUGUCUCGGAAGAGUAUGAUAAAGCAAUUGAUUGUUUACUAGCAGCCCUUUCAGUGAGACCCAAUGAUUAUUUAAUAUGGAAUAAAUUGGGCGCAACUUACGCAAAUUCACACCGGCCGGAAAAAUCCAUGGACGCAUAUUUCAAUGCACUUGAGAUUAAACCGACUUUCAUUCGAGCCCGAUACAAUCUUGCCGUCAGUUGCUUAAACUUGGGACAAAUUCGAGAAGCUACGGAACAUUUAUUAGUAUCUUUAGCAUUGCAAGAUUUGGAUAUUGAAUUGGAAUAUGACGAAUUAUCGCAUGAAGCUGAAAAUGGUGGUGUUAGCUCGGCUGACAGACCUUUACGAGAUCCAACGAUCAUGAGCUCUAAUAUUUGGGAUACACUGAAAAUGUGUUGUGUUUCUAUGCAUCGGCAAGAUUUAGUGGCAAAGUGUGAUCAAAGAGAUUUAAAGGCAUUUAGACAGCAUUUUGAUUUUUAA
Ambispora gerdemannii is the source of this 2370-nucleotide messenger RNA. The record is from the annotation of a GenBank genome assembly. Lineage: Eukaryota; Fungi; Glomeromycota; Glomeromycetes; Archaeosporales; Ambisporaceae.